Molecule: messenger RNA, 537 nt
Organism: Nymphaea colorata (pocket water lily)
Lineage: Eukaryota; Viridiplantae; Streptophyta; Magnoliopsida; Nymphaeales; Nymphaeaceae
Exons: 1
Coding region: 1-537 (178 amino acids)
Source: RefSeq, a predicted model, not a curated record
AUGGCGGUCCCUAACCAAGCUUCUGUGCGUCUCCUGCUCUGCCUGGGCAUGGUGUCGCUGUGCCAUGGUAUUAGGCCCACCGCCAACUAUGCCAUGAGCGUUCCACUUGGCCGCAUGGGGGACGACGAUGGCGUGUGGUUCACUCCACCGAUGAAUCCAUUGGGCUCAUGGCAUCAUGGCGUGCCCCAGUACGCUGGUGGCGGCGGUGGCGGCAGCGGUCGUGGCUACUCUUAUCCACCGUAUAAUGGUGGUGGCAGCGGUGACGGUGGUGGCAGUGGUGGUGGUAGUGGUGGUGGUGGUGGCGGUAGUGGCGGUGGUGGCGGCGGCGGCUAUUCUUAUCCUCCUUAUAAUGGUGGUAGCGGUGGCCACAAUUGUGGUGGCUGUUCAGGUUGUGAAGCGCCAGGCCGUGGCUGCAAUUGCGGUUGUGGCUGUCCAAUUGUUGGCUCUUGGCCUGAAUAUUCCGGCAACGACCAGUCGGCUAAGAGGGGGAGCAAUAUGCCGGAAAAGAAAGAUGCUGAGGGCAGCUACAACCCAUAA